GUCGCCUACUCUCUAAUGCCGUGCGAUGGCUCAACAUUCGAUGGUGAGAGGGUCGCCGGACGGCAGGCCGGCCUGUCCUGUCUCGCAGUCGUGUGGCUGAUGCUCUCGGACAUUGUCGGGACGUCGGUCCUCACGCUCUCGGGCGUGGCUGGGGACCUCGGCUACGUCCUCACCGUACUACUCAUCCUGGCCAUGCUGCCGAUGUCCUUCCAGGUGUCGGUGCUGAUGAGCAGGACCCGGCGCCUGCUGCUCCUGACGGCCCGGCUGGAGUCCGCGCAGGCUGCCCCGGCGCUCGGCUCGAUGGGCGAGGUGGCGGGCCACACGUUUCGCCGCGGCUCCUGCGGGACGGCCGUGUCCACUGUGGUGUACGGCUACACGCUGCUGGGGAAUUCAUCAUAUCUGCUGAUGAUUGCCCCCGACUCCGAACUUUGCCUGCGCGAUGCGGUGGCCGCCGCCUGCCUGGUCCUGAUCGUCCCCCUCUUCGCGGUGCGCCGCCUACGCGACUCUGCAGGGCUGGGCCUUGUGAACAACUUCCUGAUCGCGGGGUGCAUCGCGGUGGCACUGUGGGGCAUUGCGGGGCAGCCCAGGCGGCCGUGCUUCAACGGCCCCCCGGCCUUCGCGGGCGGGCUGAGCUUCCUGAGCUCUUUGGGCGCUGCCACCAACAUCUUCUACGGCUUCGCUGGGCAGUGGAUGUAUACCGUUGCGCUGCCGCGCGCAUCCACGGCCGCGCUCGGGGGGAAGGAGUGCAGGGACGCUGUGGCACGGAGCAAUGGGCACACGCCGGCCGCGGAGAGGGUUCGGGUGGCGGACUUCGAGCUCAUGGACACGAUGGCCGUGCCCAGCGAGUUCCCCCGGGCGGUUGCGCUGUCGUGCGCCUGCGUGGUCGUGACGUACCUGACUGUGGCACUGGCGGGGCUCUUCCUAGACGCGCGGGGGCCGAGCCUGCUGGAAAGCAUGGCGCCCGACGGCGCCCAGCAGGCCGCGAGCGCCCUCCUGUACGCUCACGUGGUGAUCGGCUACGUCAUCAAGAGCGUCAUCCUGGCGCGCCACCUGCAUGGCGUGCUCUCCCCGCGGGACCGCGACGAGCGCACCUGCGCCUCGUACCUGAAGCACGGCGGCGCGGGCGCCGCGAUGCUGCUCUUCGGCUUCGUGGUGUCGAACAGUGUUCCCUUCUUCUCGCAGCUGCUGGGUCUGGUCGGCGGCCUGCUGGCGGGGCCCAUCAACUUCGUCCUCCCCCUCGCCCUCUUCCUCGCCGCCCGCCGCCGGGCCGUGCGCCUCGCGGCCGCCGUGCCGCCCAGCCCGCAGGGGUCCGAGGACGGCGCCUGCCUGCGAGACGUUAGAUGGUGCUCCGAGGCGCAGGAGUCGGAUGCGGGCUCCACUGCCACCACGGCAUCGGCCAGCGAAGACGACGUCGGCUGUGUGAGAAGUCUUUGCCGGCUGCGCGCGCUGGACUGGCUGCUCAUGCUCGCCACGGUGGGCUUCACGCUGACGACGAUGGUGUUCGGCGUGUCCGACGUCAUCGGUCAGAUCAUCCAUCUCGAGGGCAGCGACGGAGCAAUGUUCGCGUGCCACGCGCUUAAGCUCCAUGACGUCACCGACGUUCG
Molecule: messenger RNA, 1604 nt
Organism: Prorocentrum cordatum
Lineage: Eukaryota; Dinophyceae; Prorocentrales; Prorocentraceae
Source: the annotation of a GenBank genome assembly